Paramormyrops kingsleyae is the source of this 2592-nucleotide messenger RNA. RefSeq names its product transmembrane protein 184C-like. The record is from RefSeq and is a predicted model, not a curated record. Lineage: Eukaryota; Metazoa; Chordata; Actinopteri; Osteoglossiformes; Mormyridae.
GAGGUGGGUGGUACCUCCGUGAUUCAGCAUGUCUGCUUGUACAGGAAUAGCUGGGAAUUAAGCCUCUGCCAGCAUAACCCUGUUAUCACGCCAGGGCCUUUUUAAAACGAUGUCUCACCCCGUGUAAUAAGGUGGGCUUUGUUUUCGGUUACCUGCCCGUCUGGCCGCCUAGGGAAGAGGCGGCUGUGUGUGAUUGCGAGGCCGGCGUUGCAGUCAGGACGUCCCGAAGGGGCCCCGGCCGGCAUGCCGUGCACCUGCAGGAACUGGAGGAGGUGGAUCCGGCCGCUGGUGGUGUGCCUGUACGUGCUGCUGCUGCUGGUGGUGCUGCCCUUUUGCGUGUGGGAGCUGCAGGAAUCCGGGGUUGGUACCCACAACAAAGCAUGGUUUAUCGCCGGGAUAUUUGUGUUCAUGACCAUUCCCAUCUCGCUAUGGGGCAUACUGCAGCACCUCGUUCAUUACACACAGCCCGAAUUGCAAAAACCUAUCAUCAGAAUCUUAUGGAUGGUGCCGAUAUACAGUUUGGACAGUUGGAUUGCCCUAAAGUACCCCAGCAUCGCCAUCUACGUGGACACGUGCAGGGAAUGCUACGAAGCAUACGUCAUCUACAACUUCAUGAUCUUCCUGCUGAAUUACUUGGCCAAUCAGUACCCCAGCCUGGUGGUCAUGAUGGAGGUCCAGGAACAGCAGAGACACUUACCGCCGCUAUGCUGCUGCCCGCCGUGGCCGAUGGGGGAGGUUCUUCUGUUCAGGUGCAAGCUGGGCGUUCUUCAGUACACCGUGGUCAGACCCUUCACUACUGUCGUAGCUUUGAUCUGUCAGCUAUGUGGUGUGUAUGAUGAGGGCAACUUCAGCUCCAGGAAUGCCUGGACCUACCUGGUGAUAGUCAACAACUUGUCCCAGCUGUUUGCCAUGUACUGCCUCGUGCUGUUCUACAAGGCCCUGCGAGAUGAACUCAGUCCAAUUCGUCCGGUGGGGAAGUUCUUGUGUGUCAAGCUGGUGGUGUUUGUGUCCUUUUGGCAGGCCGUGUUUAUUGCUUUUCUGGUGAAGGUGGGAGUCAUUUCAGACUCUCAUACCUGGGACUGGGACAGUGUGGAAGCUGUUGCCACGGGACUCCAGGACUUCAUCAUCUGCGUGGAGAUGUUCCUGGCUGCCAUUGCUCACCACUUCAGCUUCACGUAUAAACCGUACAUCCAGGAGGCUGAGGAGGGUUCCUGCUUCGACUCCUUCCUGGCCAUGUGGGACGUGUCGGACAUCAGAGCCGACAUUUCGGAGCAAGUGCGUAACGUUGGGAGAACGGUUCUUGGCCGACCCAGAAAGCUGUACUUUGGUGAAGAAGAUCAAGACCAGAACGAGCACACGGGCCUGCUUUCGGGGGGCUCCCAGGAACCUGCCGUGGAGGCUGCCUCCAUCCCCUCCUCCCCCAGGGGGCGCUACCAGGGCUUCGGCCGUACCGUGACGCCCCACUCCCUCUCAGCCCCGGCUGGGCUCAGCUCCGCUUCCUGGGAUGAGGACACCAGUACCUCCGGUGUCCCCACGGACAUUCUCAACACAAACAACAACACGGUCUCGUAAUUGGGUCCCUCGUACCGCCCUUUGUAAACUCCAGCACCAUAGGCCCAUCUGAGGAAUGCCCUUCUGAGAAGCCAGGCCUGUUCUAGAUCCACAUACUCCGUGGGUGGGAGGUGCGCAUGCUGCUCUUACAGCUGAUGGGGCAACCAGUACCUACUGUCAGAAUGACCGUGUUUCCGUUUCUUGAAUUUUUGAUGUUCCUCCGUGGUCCAUUGUCCUGUUUGAAGACCAGCACCUGGAGUUCUGGUGACCUUGCCUGCCAUCCUCAGAGCUCAGCGGUCUGGUCUUCCGAUUAUUUAUCUACAUCUCGUGGUAUUUAUCAGCUGAUGCCUUCAAUGAGUUUUAAACCUGCGCACUCAAAGCCUUGGGAAACACUAUUAACCGGUUGCUUUAGGGAUCGACGCCAAGCAGUGAUUUCUGAGCCGGGGAGGUGCGUCGAAGGGUGUCUGCUCACAGUAGCUCUUAAAGAAAAGCCGGUAACCUGAAUCUCUAUAGAAAUCUUAAGCACAUACCUGGAGUCAGGUAUCUGCUAGGGGAAUGAGUAUAUCGGCAGUAUAUAUGCUCUAAGCCAGGGUGGAGGCAGACCAGUUAUACGGAGAAGCAGCCAUGGGUGUCUUCGGUUUGUUAAUUGCCGUGCCUGCUUUGGGACAGGCUGCCAUUGUGUGUCACCACUUCAUAUCCCAAAGUUGAAGGAGAAGCUGUCUCUGCAGGAUAAGUUUAAUGGUUGAUGAUGUUGCAAUUUUUUCACCCGAGUGAAAAGGUGGGGGGAUAUUUGUGGUUGAUUGUUACUCCAUUUUUAUGCUUUUUUUUAUUAUUAUUACGAAUAUUCAGAUAUUCCUGAGGGCCUCUACCAUGCUUGGUACACGGUUAGACAUAAAACGGUGUGACAGGUGUUUUUUGUAUGAAAAUGAAUGGCAUGAAAGGGAGAGGGAAAAAACUUUCAAUGGUAUGCCAGAAAACAGCUUUAUUUACUGCAGGUGGAUAAUACAAUAGCAAACUAUUAAAACCAGUUACCGUUUCUGC